This is a messenger RNA of Erigeron canadensis, 1757 nucleotides long. Its product is annotated as myb-related protein 306-like. Gene Ontology annotation, biological process: response to auxin. The transcript is spliced from 3 exons. The record is from RefSeq and is a predicted model, not a curated record. Lineage: Eukaryota; Viridiplantae; Streptophyta; Magnoliopsida; Asterales; Asteraceae. The coding region runs from base 326 to 1381 and encodes 351 amino acids.
UUGGUCAGCGUGUAAAAUCAUCAUCACCACACCUCCUUCUCCUCAUUUUCUAGCUAGCCCUUCUAUUAAUAUAUUUCUCUGUUUCUUAUCUUCAUAUUAUAUUAUCUAUAUAUAGCCCAACCUGAGGGUGUGUGUGACUCCAGCUCAAAGACUCUUGUCUUGACAUUUUCUCAUAAGUUGAAACACAAGAAAUACACUACUGUACAAGCUAGCUACACCUUGCCUUAUUCAUAAAAGUUCUUAUAUACAUACAACACAAAUUAACCUCUCAUUCUAAAAUACAACAUACUCAACGUGAAAAAAGAAAGAUUUUGACUUGAAUAAAAUGGGAAGGCCCCCUUGUUGUGAAAAGAUAGGUGUGAAGAAAGGGCCAUGGACACCAGAAGAAGAUAUCAUCUUAGUCUCUUAUGUUCAACAAAAUGGUCCUGGCAACUGGAGAUCUGUUCCUACCAAUACUGGUUUGCUAAGAUGCAGUAAGAGUUGCAGACUGAGAUGGACUAAUUAUCUUCGGCCCGGUAUCAAACGUGGCAACUUUACUGAACAAGAAGAAAACAUGAUCACCCAUCUUCAAGCCCUCCUUGGCAAUAGAUGGGCGGCAAUAGCUUCAUAUCUUCCACAAAGAACCGAUAACGAUAUCAAGAAUUAUUGGAAUACACAUCUAAAAAAGAAGCUCGCCCAAGAUGAACAAAACCAUCAUCAACAACAUGGUCGUCAUCGCCAUGGAAAUUCAAAAGAGUGUCGAUCAUCGUGUGAUCAUCAAACAUCAUCUAUAUCUAAAGGUCAAUGGGAAAGAAGGCUUCAGACCAAUAUCCAUAUGGCAAGACAAGCCCUUUGUGACGCCCUAUCUCUCGACAACAAAUCCCCUAAUUUACCUGAAUUGCCCCUAUCGAAUACUGCUCAUCAACCUUCAAUUUCUUAUGCUUCGAGUGCUGACAACAUUGCGCGGUUACUCCCGAACUGGAUGAAUAAUAAUUCCAAGAAAUCGUCACAUGAAGCUAGCUCGGAAAGUAUGGAAACAAGGCAGACUACAAGUUCGUUGGUCAACCAGCAAUUGAUCCCAAGCCCUCCGAGUGAAGGUUGUUACGAUAAUUCCUUUCAUUUUGCUGCCUAUAGUAAUAAUAACCAAAUGAUCACCAACGAUGAUCAAAAGAACGGUAACUGCUACUACUACUCGAAUUAUAGCAAUUCGGAUGUCUCGCAGUCGGUUUCACCUGAAACAAGUAUGUUCCAAGAUGAAAGCAAACCGAAUUUGGAAGAUCAAAUUCAGAUGCCUCCUCUUAGUUAUCUAGAGAAAUGGCUUUUUGCCGAUGAGGCUGCAACUCAAGGUGACCAUCUUAUGAAUAUGUCACUAGAAGAAAAUGACGGAGGUGGCCUCUUCUAAUUAACUACUAAUUAUUUCGAUCUCUUGUUUCAUUUUCCAAAGUAAUUAAUUAAUUUCUUAUCUUGUUUUUCUUUUAAAGGAUCUUAAUUGGUGGGGGGUUUCAUCUAUGUUUAGAAGAGCUUCCAUGCAUCUUUUUUAAUGCUUUUUUUCUUUACUAGAUUUAGUUGAAAAGAAAUGUAAAUAAUUAAGAUAGGAAUUAGGAUAUAUAUAGUAAUACUCGUAUAAUAUGUUUACUAGCUACUGCAUAAAGAGUAACAAUGCUAAGCUUGUUUAUAACCACCUUUCCAGGAGGAAACAAUGUGUACGUAUGUAGCUCCUGUAAUACAAAGGUCGGAUCGAUGAAAUGAAUGAAAGUUAAUUUGAGUUUGUUUCUUAA